AUGCAGAUUCCGGCCCAAUUGAUUGACCAGGCCGUGGCCGCCGAGUGGCUCCGCUUGCUCUUCAGGCCGCGCAAAUGGCGGCCGUUGAAAUUGGUGUAUGAUCAUGAUAUUAGGCUUGCGCAGAUGCCGGUGAAUUGUGGCUUUAGGGUUUUGAGGGAGAUUGUUACGAAGAGGUUUCCUUCUUCGAAGGCUGUUUUGGUUAAGUACAGGGAUGAGGAUGGGGAUCUUGUUACUGUUACGAAUACUGCUGAGCUUAGGCUUGCAGAGCUGAAUGUUGAUAAGGAGAAGAAGGAAGGAGAUGAUUCUAGUAGAAGUGAGAAGCUUGCUGUAUUGAGAUUGCAUAUCGUGGAGGUGAGCCCUGAGCAAGAACCAGAAAUGCCCGAAGAAGAGGAAGUAGAGGAGAAGACGUCUGCAGAAGACGAGGGUCUGGUUAAAGGCGAUGAGAGCUUGUCUCAUUCGUCUAUUGGGGAUGAUGCAACAUCACAACAGGAAGAGGGGCCAUCCAAAGAAAAGGAUGAGAAGAAGGGGUGUGAUCAUGCCGAAUGCAAGGAAGUCGAGAUUGAUGACUGGCUCUAUGAUUUUGCCCAGUUGUUCAGGCAGCAAGUCGGAAUUGACCCAGAUGCUCAUUUGGACCUUCAUGAGCUUGGCAUGGAGUUAUGCUCUGAGGCACUUGAGGAGUCAGUGACCAGUGAAGAAGCUCAGAGUCUGUUCGAAAUGGCCGCUGCUAAGUUUCAAGAGGUGGCGGCAUUGGCUUUCUUCAAUUGGGGUAAUGUGCACAUGUGCGCAGCGAGGAAGAAGAUACCUUUGGAUGAAUCAUCGUCUAAGGAAACCAUGGCAGCUCAGCUACGUGUUGCAUAUGAUUGGGUUAGAGAGCGGUAUGCUCUUGCUGGAGAUAAGUAUGCGGAGGCACUCAAGAUCAAGCCCGAUUUCUAUGAAGGGUUGCUAGCACUAGGGCAGCAGCAUUUUGAGACCGCGAAGCUUCAUUGGUCCUUUGCGCUGGCUAGCAAGAUCGACUUGAAAUCAUGGGAUUACUCAGAGACGAUUAGGCUCUUUGAUAGUGCGGAGGAGAAGAUGAAAUCUGCUACUGAUAUGUGGGAGAAGGUAGAAGAGCAGAGAAUAAUUGAGCUGAAGGAUCCCGACUUGAGCAAAAAGGAGGAGCUUUUGAGGAAGAGGAAGAAACAAGGAGUGGGCGCUGAUGGUCAUGGAGAGUUAUCAGCAGAGGAGGCGGCGGAGCAGGCUAAUGUAAUGAGAUCUCAGAUACAUUUGUUCUGGGGUAACAUGCAUUUUGAGCGGUCACAAGUCGAGUUUAAGCUUGGUUUUGGUGAUUGGAAGAAGCACCUUGACGCAGCCGUUGAGCGGUUUAAGCUAGCCGGAGCUCCAGAAGCCGACAUUUCAACAGUGCUGAAGAAUCAUGCGUCAAAUGAAGGUGGAACUAGUAUGGAAUGUGAUGAAAAAAAGGUCACGGGUCUUAGCAACGGCACCUCUGAACCAAACGCCAAGGGCGAAGACGAGCACGCGUCAGAGAAAUAAUCUUUGAUGACACUCCACAAUCAAGGAACGAAGCAACGUGGAGUAGAUGAUUCAUGGUGGUGGAAAGUCACGGCCUUUUUGGCAAUCUCCGCCGUAAGCACCCAGGGCUUACUUUUGUAUCAUUGAUCGUGCUGCAAGUAUGUUCUUCUUUGCUGCAAACUAAGUCAACAUUGUAAUGGCUCAGGUGUGUAACUCUUUUGAAAAAUUUACAUUCACCUUUCUUGAGCAAGCUUCCAAGGAAAAAUAAUGUUUGGAUUUUGUCGUCUGAUAUAUUUGUUGGCAUCAGUAUAUCAUACCGAAUCUGCCCUCUUUUCUUAGUGGAUAGGAGAUAGAUUUAGUACUUUAGCAUUGAGAAACUGAUGUGAUGAUCGUAGGCGUACUUAUACUUGGGCUGAGUGUAAUUGCUUUGAUAAAGUUAGAUUUUUUUUUAUCAUCUUCCUUGUUGUGUG
Messenger RNA from Asparagus officinalis (garden asparagus), 1979 nucleotides. RefSeq names its product HSP-interacting protein. Gene Ontology annotation, molecular function: protein binding. The record is from RefSeq and is a predicted model, not a curated record. The transcript is spliced from 2 exons. The coding region runs from base 1 to 1530 and encodes 509 amino acids. NCBI's taxonomy places the organism in Eukaryota, Viridiplantae, Streptophyta, Magnoliopsida, Asparagales, Asparagaceae.